CAACAACAGGAUUAUAAAUCGUAUUUAUGGAUUAUGUUUGCCUGAAUAUGUCGCCGUGAGAAAUAACCCUGUGUUCUAGAUACGAAAGUGACUUUAUAUAGUGUGUUACAUGAACAGGGCUCUGGUUAUAGCUUGUUUACAUCAACCGAGAGCGUUUGUGGACCGCUCGAUAUCUUUAAACCUUGACCCAGAGGUGUACAGGCUAACGCAAAAAUUAUUGCGAGUUACCAGCCGUUGUGAAAACCCCAUCACGUUUACAAUAACUGAUAUAUCAUGCUGAGUACGUGCUCCAACGAUAUUUGUUAUAUUGCAUGGGGAAACCAGUUAAACGUUUACAACAUGGACACUGUAUAGACGACAAAGGCUUUUUGCUGUUCGUAUGUUAACCAUUUUUUUUAUCGGUUGGAGGAUAAAUGCUGAACAGUCCCAUGUAUAGUAACAUGUAGUGAGUAUUUCCUGAUUUCUCUCUACGUGGUCAGGACUUGUUUGUGGAUUUCAAUAGUGCAUUUGAGGCACGCAUCACGUUGUGUUAUUGUACAGAGUUGUAAAACACUAGCAGUAAACAUGGCUACGUAUAGCGGUAUUGGCAUAAUGUCGGGUACGUCUGUGGAUGGAUUGGACCUGUGUUACGUGGAGUUUACUGGGGACAUCUGUUCCGACGUGUGGGGCUAUUGCAUAAAGAAAGCUGUCACCGUCCCAUACACCGACGACUGGGUUACCAAAUUGAAGGAAGCACCAAGUCUCUCCGGGCUGGACCUGAUCAAACUGCACGUCGAAUACGGACACUUCGUUGGCCAGUGUGUCAGCACUUUCAUUGAUCGGGAAUUAAUUAAGGUGGACUUUGUGUCAUCACACGGACACACGGUGUUCCACCAGCCGGAGAAACGCUUCACGUUCCAACUGGGCUGCGGGGAAACCACCUCCACACACCUCCGCUGUCCGCUUGUCUGCGACUUCAGAUCCAAGGAUGUUGCUCUGGGCGGACAGGGUGCCCCGCUGGUGCCGUCCGGAGAGAAGUACCUGUUUCGCCAGUCGGACAUCUGUAUAAACCUCGGCGGUAUCGCCAACAUUGGGCUGAGAGGGGACAGGGCGUACGACAUCUGUGCGUGCAACAUGGUUCUGAAUCGCCUGGCCAGCAAGACUGGGAACGGGCUCGGGUACGACAAGGAUGGGCAGACAGCAUCUGAAGGACACGUGGUGGAGGAGCUGCUGAGUCAGCUGGAAGCUCUGAAGUACUACACCGAGCCGUCCCCCAAGUCGCUGGGGUACGAGGGGAUAUCCCAAGUCAUCUUUCCUCUACUUGAUGAGAAGAAAUAUUCAGUACCGGAUAUGCUGCACACAUUCGUAGAACACGUGGCUCGACAGGUGACGUCUGCGUGUAAAGAGAGCAAGAUUACCUCACAGAGUAACGGGUCGCCCACUGUCCUCAUUACAGGUGGAGGCGCUUUCAACAAGUUUCUCAUGAAAAACAUGGAGAAGAAGUUAAAAGAAGCAGGUUUCAGCAUCCAGGAAACCGACGAAGAUACCAUCAACUUCAAAGAAGCGCUAGUCUUCGCUUUCCUCGGGUUACGAACUCUGCUAGGACUUGACAACGUUAUUUCUGCUACAACCGGAAGUAGCACAGAUAGCGUGUCUGGGAGCAUUCACAGGCCAGUGACUCCCGUUGUGUCUUCGCCGUCGAUUCAAGGCCACUUUAAUUUCAUGAUGAAGAGGCAGUCAAUUCGUAGUCCGCCGGUGUCGUCAUUUUAGCAGUGUAUGAAGUAUUGGGCUAUCGCUUGCUAGUAACCAAUAGCAGGCGUGACUCUCUUCUCCCCUCACCCCACCCAUCCUUCUGAACACACCACAACCAAGCGAUUUAAUAGGUUAGUGUAUAACGCUUUGUGUCCAGACUAAAUAUAUGUUUUAAUAUCUACUGGCUCUUGUAUAUUGAGGUUACUAGUCAGUGUGGAAUGUAUAAUUUUACUUCGAUGCCAGUUGUGCAGAUGUGUAAACUGUUAAACUAUUGUCCACCCCACAGGGAACGCCUUUUUUCAUACUAUGGAAUUUACUACACGUUAUUUAUUUCCGAGCCGACUGAUUUUUAAAUUGCACACACACACACACACACAUACACACACACACACACACACACACA
Messenger RNA from Gigantopelta aegis, 2134 nucleotides. Its product is annotated as anhydro-N-acetylmuramic acid kinase-like. The record is from RefSeq and is a predicted model, not a curated record. Gene Ontology annotation, biological process: amino sugar metabolic process; peptidoglycan turnover. The transcript has 2 exons. NCBI's taxonomy places the organism in Eukaryota, Metazoa, Mollusca, Gastropoda, Neomphalida, Peltospiridae. The coding region runs from base 565 to 1749 and encodes 394 amino acids. Gene Ontology annotation, molecular function: phosphotransferase activity, alcohol group as acceptor; ATP binding.